Molecule: messenger RNA, 7278 nt
Organism: Alligator sinensis (Chinese alligator)
Lineage: Eukaryota; Metazoa; Chordata; Crocodylia; Alligatoridae
Gene: ARHGAP39
Product: Rho GTPase activating protein 39
Exons: 13
Coding region: 254-3649 (1131 amino acids)
Biological process (GO): signal transduction
Cellular component (GO): cytoskeleton; cytoplasm
Molecular function (GO): protein binding; GTPase activator activity
Source: RefSeq, a predicted model, not a curated record
CGCUGGCUUCGCACCCCGGGAUCUUCUGCACCCAGCUUUGACGGAGGUGCGUGCAUUUGAUGGGUCGUGCGUUCUGUAACGAUGAAGAAUUGUGAAGCUGUUACUAUCGAGAGUGUCUGAAGAGUGAAAUGCAGGUCUGGAAACGUGGAAAGCACUGGCAGGAGACGAUACUGCAGCCCGGAGGAACGGGAGAUCCCAGGAAGGAAUACAUCUCCCUCUGCUGUAUUCCCAGUCUCUUAGGCUCCGGGCUCAGAUGGAUGCUGCUCCAGUAAAGCUGGAAUGGGUGGAAAUCAUAGAGCCUCGCACGCGGGAGCGCAUGUACGCCAACCUCAUCACGGGGGAGUGCGUGUGGGACCCGCCCGCCGGCGUGCGCAUCAAGCGCACCAACGAGAACCAGUGGUGGGAGCUCUUUGACCCCAACACCUCGCGCUUCUACUACUACAAUGCCACCACGCAGCGCACCGUGUGGCAUCGUCCGCAGAACUGCGACAUCAUCCCGCUGGCCAAGCUGCAGACCCUGAAGCAGAACACGGAGUCGCCGCGGGCCUCCACCGAGAACAGCCCGGGCCGCAGCAGCAAUGUCAGCCGGGAAGGCAGCACCAGCUCGUCUCUGGAGCAGGAGCUGGAGGGCAGCGAGAAGCCCCCGGAGCAGGUCCGCCCAAGCCGCCAGGCCACGCAGUACGCGCCGGUGAAGGAGGAGACGGAGAGUUCCUCGCCUUCGGGACCCUUCGUGGAGAAGGAAUGUGAGAUCUAUCGAGAUUACAACGCGGAAGGCCAGCUCCUCCACUACAGGACGUCGUCGCUGCGCUGGAACACGGGCACCAAGGAGCGCAUGCUCAUCAAGGUGACGGACCGCGAGCCCAGCUUCCUCGCCCACCAGGGCAACGGCUACACCCCCGAGGGACAGGUGGGCACGCGGGCACGGCGUCCUUCGGGCGGCCAGGCUUCGCCCGGCCUGCAAACCUUCGCACCCGACGCCGACACCUCAGUCUUCUUCCCCGAGAGGAAAGCGUCGCCCUUCCUGAAGCGGGCCGAGCACACGGGCGGCUGCUCCCCGCUGCUGGGCCGCGCCGACGCCUUCUGCUCCCAGGCCCAGCACCGCAAGCACUCGAGCGAGUCGCAGCCGUCCUCGCCGCGCUACGCCUACGAGCCGCCGCUCUACGAGGAGCCGCCCAUGGAGUACCAGGCGCCCAUCUACGACGAGCCGCCCGUGGACAUGCAGUACGAAGCCAGCGGCAGCUACAAGGCCGGCUCCCCGCAGAAGUCACCCAUCCGGAAACCCCACCCGUUCCUGCAGUCGCCCAAGCAGGGCUCCAACUCGCCCUACCAGCAGCUGGUGCUGACCCGGCAGAAAUGCCCCGAGCGCUUCAUGAGCCUGGAGUACAGCCCCGCCGGCAAGGAGUACGUGCGCCAGCUCGUCUACGUGGAGCAGGCUGGUGCCAGCCCCAAGCUCAAGACCGGCUUGCGGCACAAGUACUCGCCCAACCCCAUCGGCGGCUCCUACUCGCUGCAGCACAGCCCCUGCCUGAUGCGGGACCAGCGCCUGGAGAUCAAGUCCGGAGACUACAGCAGCAUGGAGGGGCCCGACUUCCGGCACGGCUCCCCCACCGGCCAGGUCUCCAUGGGAGAGGACUCCAUGUCGUGGUGCAGCCAGCAGGACACCCUGUCUUCCACCGGCUACUCGCCCAGCACGCGGAAGAGGAAAAGCCGGAAGCCCUCGCUGUCCCACGACCCCAACACCUCCUCCACGGACGGCUCGGGGGACCGGGACGCGCUGGCCGAGCAGCUGAUGGCCGAGGAGAGGCCGCCCACCGGACCCAACCGGUCCCAGAUGAACCGCACGGAGAGCAAGGCGGGCGAAGCCGAGGGCAUGGGGCGCAGCUUCCCCGAGCCCUUCCUGGCCCAGGCGCGGCUGGCGUGGGAGGCGCAGCAGGCCCACUACCACAUGAAGCAGCGCAGCAGCUGGGACUCGCAGAAGGACGGCUCGGGCUACGAGAGCGACGGGGCGCUGCCCCUGCCCAUGCCCGGCCCGGUGGUGCGAGCCUUCAGCGAGGACGAGGCGCUGGCGCAGCAGGAGAGCAAGCACUGGAAGAGGAACACCUUCGAGAAGCUGGGCUUCCCCCAGAUCCUCCUGGAGAAGAGCGUGUCCGUGCAAACCAACCUGGCCUCCCCAGAGCCCUACCUGCACCCCUCCCAGUCGGAGGACCUCGGCGCUUGUGCCCAGUUUGAGAACAGCCGGCAGAACCGGAACAUGAUGCCCAGCUCCAGCUGCGUCUUCCCCACCUUCAACCUGCGCAAGCCCUCCUCGGAGACGGACAUUGAGAACUGGGCGUCCAAGCACUUCAACAAGCACACGCAGGGGCUCUUCCGGAGGAAGGUCUCCAUCGCCAACAUGCUGGCCUGGAGCAGCGAGUCCAUCAAGAAGCCCAUGAUCAUGACCAACGACCGCAACGUCAAGAAGGAGGCCUGCGAGAUCUUCAAACUGAUUCAGAUGUACAUGGGGGACCGGCGGGCCAAGACGGACCAGCUCAACGUGGCCUUGGAGAUUGCCACCAAGGGCUGGAGCGUGCAGGGCCUGCGGGACGAGCUGUACAUACAGCUGUGCCGGCAGACCACCGAGAACUUCCGCUACGAGAGCCUGGCCCGGGGCUGGGAGCUCAUGGCGAUUUGUUUGGCCUUCUUCCCGCCCACCCCCAAAUUCCACUCCUACCUGGAGGGCUAUAUUUACCGGCACAUGGACCCGGUGAACGACACCAAAGUGACCCAGCACAUUAAAGAGCUCCUGGACAGGAACAGUAAGAAGAAAUCCAAAUUGAGAAAGAAACCCAAGCCCUAUAUCGAGGAGCACGAUGGGGUGGCGAUCAGCACGUAUGCCAAGUACUGCUACAACAAGCUCCAGAAAGCAGCCUUGACGGGCGCCAAGAAGGCACCCGUCAGCAUCAGCCCGGCCCAUUGCACCAUUGCUGGGAAUGAGCAUCACAUGGACCAAGAGGGCCUGAAGAAGCCGAACAUCGAGGAAAUCCGGCACGCCAAGAACGCCGUGUUCAACCCCUCCAUGUUCGGGAGCUCCCUGCAGGAGAUCGUCAACAUGCAGAAAGAGCGGUACCCCGACCGCCAGCUGCCCUGGGUGCAGACCCGGCUGUCCGAGGAGGUGCUGGCACUCAACGGAGACCAGACCGAGGGCAUCUUCAGGGUCCCCGGAGACAUCGAUGAGGUCAACGCCCUCAAGCUGCAGGUCGACCAGUGGAAGAUCCCCACCGGCUUGGAAGACCCCCACGUCCCUGCCUCGCUGCUGAAGCUGUGGUACCGGGAGCUGGAGGAGCCGCUGAUCCCCCACGACUUCUACGAACAGUGCAUCACCCACUACGAGAACCCCGAGGCCGCCAUCGCCGUCGUCCACUCCCUGCCCCGCAUCAACAAGAUGGUGCUCUGCUACCUCAUCCGCUUCCUACAGGUGUUCGUGCAGCCGGCCAACGUGGCGGUGACCAAGAUGGACGUCAACAACCUGGCCAUGGUGAUGGCCCCCAACUGCCUGCGCUGCCAGUCCGACGACCCGCGCGUCAUCUUUGAGAACACCCGCAAGGAGAUGUCCUUCCUCCGCGUGCUCAUCCAGCACCUGGACACCAGCUUCAUGGAGGGCGUCCUAUAGCAGCGAGCAGGGGCACCCCCAGCUGCGCCCCGGCCCUGCCCAGGGAAGGUGACUCUCGGGGAGGUGCCGGGCACGGCUGCCCGUCCCCAGCACGGUGCCCCCCCAGUGCCCCCUGACCUCUUGUGCCGGCGGGGGGUGCUGCCCAGUGCCUCUGCUCUGCCCAAUGCCUCCUCCUCCCAGCCGGACCCCUGCCCACGGCACUGCCCGUCUCCCCAUCCGGCUGCUCAGACUCCCGCCCGGGCUCCUGGAGGCUGGGGCUCACCACCGCGCUCUGGUCAGCUCCUAGGAGCCCUGUGCCUUGGGGACCCACCUCCAGCAGAGCCCACACAGGAGGGGGGAAGGGGGCCCAGCUGCCCAGGGUGCCUGCCUGGGACCCAGUUCUGGCCAUGGUGUAGGGCAGGGGGGUGUUUGGAGCCUACAGCUGGGACGGGGCUGGGCCACAGGCUGCUGUCCUGCAGGGCUGUCCCUGCCUGAGCUCCAGGGACAGGAGGGAAGGAGGACGGGCAGGGCUUGCAGGGGGCUGUGCCUGCCCCGGUGCACCUGGCCGCAUCCCCCUGAGAUCGGGGCCAGAGCAGCAGCAUCCAGGCUCCAGGUUCUUCCUUCCAUCAAAGCUGGGGGCUCAGGUCCCAUCCCCUGCUCGGCCCAUGCCUCAGCCCUGGGCAUCCUCCAGCACUGCCUUCCAUGAUGACUCCCCACUGCUUGUGAGCCCGCCGCUUUCUCCUGCCAUCGCCACAGGCCUCAGCUCAGCCCUGCAGUAAAGAGAGCGGUGCCCAUGGGACAGGAGCCGGAGAACCGUGCCCAUCGCCCAGCCCCUGCUCCAUGCCAGGCUGGGAUGCUGCAGCUUCGUCCAGGAGACGUGUCCCCUCAGCCUGGCCCUGCCCAUGGAUGGGGGCUCCCAGCCACAGCUGCAGCCCCGGAGACGCAGAGGGACCACCCGGAGCGACGCAGACUGGACUCCAGGCUCUUCGCAGAGCAGCUGGAUGUGCCGCUGCAGCGUGGGAUUCGCCCAGUCCCGCUCUGCCCUCCUGCCCCACCACGGCUGGGCCCCUCCUGGGCUCCCCCAGCUCCCGGCUCAUGCCCCAGCAAGAGAGAGUCAACCCCUUGGAAGAGUCUACCCCACAUCCUGGGUGCCUUCACCACCGCUAUUGCACCUCCCUCUCCAACGUCCCUCCCCAGGGCAGGCUGCAGGGAGCCUCCCUGGCUCCAGCUGCUCCAGAAGAUGCCAGCCUGGGCAGCAGUGGGAUCCCUGCGAGCUCUCCACCCGCCAGGCUGCCUUCCCUGGAGGUCGGUACCAUCCAGCUGGUCCCCAGCCUUCCUGACCCAGGUCAGCAGCCACGCAGGGAGCCGGCUCUUCUGCAUCAUGACGGGGUCAGACCAGCUGCUGGAGACUGCGAGCCAGCAGGGCCAGGGGCCGGAGACCAGCUCGCCUAGUGGUGCUCAACCUUUUACACAAGCAAGGCAAAGCUUGAACUCAGCCAGCUUGCGGCCCCCCAGCCCAUUCUAUCCGGCCCACGGGGCCCCUAAACAAUUUAGAAAAUUAAUAUUUAUCUGCCCCGACCGCCUGUCACGCGGCCCCCGAUGGCUUCCCAACACUCAGUAAGCGGCCCUCCGCCCCAAAUCAUUGCCCGCCCCGAUCUAAACCCUUCGUCAAACUACCGUCACCCUGACACAGCCCCAGGCAUCCCACCUGAACCUGCCACAGGGGACGUUGGGGGGCUGCGGCAGCCAACGCCUUGCUUCUGUAAACGGGUGUUUAUCUACGGGCCAGGGAGCCGAGGCAGAGGCCGUUCCCCCACUGCAGGGGAAGGGGAACCCCCCCAGUGCAGACCAGUCUGAGCGGGAGGAAAUCCCUUGCUGCCCAGUGCAGCGGGGCUGAGCCUGAGCGCGGGGGCAAGACCCUCCAGCCAGGACCCUCCGGGGUUGGGUCCGGGAGGAGCAUUGGCCCAGCCCAGCCCCAUCCCCAGCCUGGGCUGCAGCACCCAGCGCCUCGGGGGGAAGCUUAAAGCCCCUGUUGCAUGUAGUGGUGGGGGGCAACCAGCACAGCCCAGAAACCUGGGAAAUCCCCAUAGCAGAGCAUGGGCAUCGCUGCGCCUAGAUCCUCCGCACCCAAUGCCCAUUCACCCUCUCCUUGACACCUCCAGGGAUGGAGCGUCCCCCCUUCCCUGGCGUCUCUCCCACGGCCCCUGCUCUGACAGUGAAGAAGUGUUUCCUUAUCUCCAACCUGAACCUGCUUUGCUGCAACUUCCAGCCAUGGCUCCACGUCCUCCUCUCUGCAGCAGGAGAGAACAGGCGCUGCCCCUCGUCUCUCUGGCAGCCCCUCAGCUACUUGCAGCCUGCUGUCGUGUCCCCUCUUAAGCACCCACGACUUCACAUGCGCAGAAGGGACCGUCACUCAAGAACUGGGCUGUACGGCCACGUGCACCGACAUUCAGCAAGACGCCCGGUGCAAAUCUAUUGUCUGGUGAGACAGGCAGGUGCCUAGAGAGAGAACCGUGUGGCACGAUCAGCAUCCCGUAGCCAUGUUUUAAAUUGGAUCGAAGUAACGAAACGUUAGAAGCUUUACCUGCAAAAAUGCAAAGACCGACCAUGGGAUGAUACGAGGCCAGGAAAGACCGACCGGUGGAGAUGGCCCGGGCAGCCACACUGCUCCUUAGCUCAGCUCCCAGCCCCGUGCCAGUGUCUCCUGGACGCGGAGCAUGACCUUUGGGCUUGCUCUGAAAUAGCUUUGUGCCCUGUGGGUGUCUGUGGGGCUGCCAAGGGCAGGUCGCCACUGCCGUUCCCCUUCCAGCUAUUCGAGGAGCUGGGCAGGGAGCAUUCAGUCUCAGGGCGAGGAGGAGAGGAGAGCGGCAGCAUGCUGGCACGUGUGAUUCCUGGUGCUCCCCUUUCCCCCAUCACUCCAGCUUUGCAGGUCGCAUCUGGCCCCCAGGCCGGGUGUGAGCACCACUGGUCUCGUGCUCUGGCAGGGGAAGUGCCUUCACCCCCCCGGAGCAAGCACUCACGUCGGGAAGGAGCCUGGUUUGCUGGUGUGAUGAGCUCGCGGGAAGCACCAUGGGGACCCCGAGGAGCGGUGGUGGCCCCAGCUUCUGCCCCCGGAGCCUUCCUGGAGCGGAGUGAGAGUUCACGGUGCCGUGGGUCAGGCUCCCCGGGGCAGACGGACUAACCCCAGCAGUCCUGCAUUGCUUGGGCACCUGCCGUUGGCUUGGAUCGCUCCUCUCCCCGCUGCAGCAUAGGAAAGGCACAGGCAGCCCCAAGGAAGCCUUGCCUGGCUGGCACUGCCGGGUCAGGCCUUGUUCCCGGGCUCACACAGGAGGCACACGUCCCAUCAGCGCCUGGGCAGGAUCCUCGGGGGGCAGCCGUGUGGAGGAGGGCACCAGCGACUCCGGCGUGUGGGGCCUCGGCGCGUCUCAAGAUCCAUCCAGACAGCAGCCAGAUCCCAGCUCCUCCCUGGACUCGCCUGGGAGCAUCUCAGCCGCCAGCCCAGACUGCAUCACCACAGCACCCAUCCAAAGCAUGGACCAGGGGCACCCUGGCUCUUUCAGGCCCUGGGCAGGAUGUGACCCAUGGAGGAUGGAGGGCGAGCACUGGAAAUCCUCCAGACAGGGCUCGGCGUUGCAGAGACACGGCCCCUC